AUGCCAAACACAUCAGAACCCCCGGCUCCGCCCCUUCCCGGGUCUGGACAGAGGACUUCAAACGCGGGACAGGACCCACUGCUCAGCCCUUUGUCCCGAGACCUUUCCAGAGCGAGGCGAGCUUCGAGCGCAGAGCUGCUCCUGCCGUGGAGCUGUCCCGUCACACACUCCAGGGAGAAGUUUUACACAGUCUGCUCGGAUUACGCCUUUCUGAACCAGGCUGCUGCUAUCUACCCCAACAUCGGCAGUAGGACCGGAGCAUCGCUGAACCCGGUGGAUGAGCCCAACCUCAAGUCCAAACCAUCACAGAGCAGAGCAGGGGAAUCGGACGAGGACUGCAAUAUGGAGGAAACAGCCACCAACACAAAACCCAUUCUGGCCUGGGAAAUCGACACCUCCGACUUCAGAGCUGUGCCCACCAGAAAACUCAGAACAAGUAAUGUGAAAAAGUCAAGCACAAAAAAGAUGAAGUCAUCCGUUCGACCAAUCAGGAACUUGCAGGAAAUCUCUCCUCAUGCCUCAUUGGACGAGGUCAAACAGAGGAAAGUGCUGGACCUCAGGAGAUGGUACUGCAUCAGUCGGCCUCAGUACAAGACCUCGUGUGGGAUCUCGUCUUUGGUGUCCUGCUGGAACUUCCUCUACAGCACUUUGGGAGCCGGCAGUCUGCCACCAAUAUCUCAAGAAGAAGCCCUGCAUAUUUUGGGAUUUCAACCUCCUUUCGAAGAGAUCAAGUUUGGGCCUUUCACCGGGAACGCUACUUUAAUGCGCUGGUUCAGACAAAUCAAUGACUACUUCAGAUUGAGAGGCUGCUCCUACAUUUUGUACAAACCUCACGGGAAACACAAGACGGCAGGGGAGACCGCUGAAGGAGCGCUGCUGAAGCUGACCCAGGGUCUGAAGGACGAGUCCAUGGCCUUCAUCUACCACUGCCAGAACCACUACUUCUGCCCUGUGGGGUUCGAGGCCACGCCCCUGAAGGCUGCCAAGGCCUACCGGGGCUCAUUACCAACAGCAGAGAUGGAGCACUGGAUUCUGAUUGGAGAACCCAGCAGAAAACACCCAGCCAUUCAUUGUAAACGGUGGCUGGAUAUCGUCACGGACCUGAGCACACAAAACCCUGAUUUCUUGGACAUUCGUCACUUAGAACGGGGGAUCCAGCAUCGCAAAACCAAAAAGGUGGGGGGAAACCUUCACUGCAUCAUCGCCUUCCAGAAGGUGAACUGGCAGAAGCUCAGCCCCUGGGCUCUGAACCUGGAGACCCUACGGCACGACUUCCACCAACAGGGCGCGGAGGGGGCGGCGGGCGGCAGCAGCGACGAUGAGCGAGCCAACAAACGUCUGUCUCACCUGGGACGGUCCAACAGCACGGGCUCGCACCAGGACCAGGGCUGGAGGCGCCCUCAGCACGCGGACUUCAGACAGAGGUCCCCUGACAGCGACUUGGAGGAGGACAGGAUGGACUGA
Messenger RNA from Knipowitschia caucasica, 1464 nucleotides. NCBI's taxonomy places the organism in Eukaryota, Metazoa, Chordata, Actinopteri, Gobiiformes, Gobiidae. The record is from the annotation of a GenBank genome assembly.